Pichia membranifaciens NRRL Y-2026 is the source of this 291-nucleotide messenger RNA. RefSeq lists its product as hypothetical. The transcript has a single exon. The record is from RefSeq and is a predicted model, not a curated record. Bases 1 to 291 code for a protein of 96 amino acids. NCBI's taxonomy places the organism in Eukaryota, Fungi, Ascomycota, Pichiomycetes, Pichiales, Pichiaceae.
AUGCUAUGCGCCCUAGAAGUCCCUCUCAAAACGUCCCAGGUUCAGCCUCCCAAACUCAGCCUUUCAGUCACGUGCCGCCUCAGAAAUUUUCUCAUCUUCGGCUCGGCAAUUAAUCGGGCCGCAAUUCGGGCGGCCCUUAAUUUAGCCUUGGCUUAUGCCAGGGGAUUUGCCCAUUGCGCCGUACUUUGUGAGAAUUCAGCGGCUCUGGGUCUGCUCGGCAUCCGCAACAAAACGAAACUGGCCGAAUUCACCGCCCUUUCACCUCACUAUGGUUCCCAUCGCCACCAAUAG